AAUAGUUAUUAAGUUAAUAACUAGCCACAUAAAUUUGACACUAAAAAUUUAUUCACUUCACUGUUAACAGGUUUCGUAAUCACGGGAAUCCGCCUGUCAGCAAUAUUGUGUGUUUUUUACCAGCGCUUUUUAAAGUAUGGCUUUUUUACAGUGGAGGCGAUUCAACUUUUUUGAGAAGGAGGUUGUUAAAGAUAUUGAAUCUUCACAGGUAUUUGAAAAACUGAAAGAUAUAAAUGUUACUUGCACGACAAGUGGGAGGGGACAAAUAGUGUUAGGAGAUGUAGAAGGAAAUAUUUUCUUUUUAAAUCGACAGUUCCAGUUAAUAUCCUUUAAAGCAUAUGAACUAAAUGUUAGUCAUAUCGAGCAACUAAGAUUAAAUCCAAUUCUAGUUUCCGUAGGUGCAGAUGAACCAGGCAUAAAUCCUCUGAUCAAAGUAUGGAAUGUUGAAAAACCUGACAGACUAGGAAAACCUUUAUGUAUGAGAAUUAUAAGGCCUCAGAGUGUUACAUCAUCAGUUACGGCUUUUGCAGUGCAUGAGAAUAUGAAUUUUCUGGCUGUUGGAUUUGCUGACAGCAGCAUCUUAUUUGCUAGAGGAGACAUCACAAGAGAAAGACAGAGUAAGCAAAAGGUAUUCAAAGUUAGUUCAAGUGCCUUGACUGGUCUCGUAUUUAGGACACAAGGGAAACAGGUAUUUCUGUUUGCUGCUACAACAAAUGAAAUAUACUCUUUCAAUCUCUCUGUGAAAGAUAAAGAAACAAAAAUUCUUCUCGAUACUCAUGGAUGCUCGCCUAAAUGUUCUGUUAUCAGUGAUGCUAAACAAGAUCAUCAAUUUGUAAUUGGACGUCAUGAUGCAGUUUACUUUUAUCAGCAUGAUGGCAGAGGGCCAUGCCUAGCAUUUGAAGGGGAGAAAAUAUUAUUGCAUUGGUUUAGAAGUUAUUUAGUUGUUGUUGGAAAGGAUACUAAAGCUGUGCAUUCUUCUGCUAUAACUUCACCUCCAAUAGAGAUGAAUAUUGUUACAGUGUAUGAUAUACAGAACAAAUUUAUUGCUUAUUCUGCACCACUGCCUGCUGUUGUAGACAUUAUAUCUGAAUGGGGAUCAUUAUAUGUUCUUUCCCAAGAUGGAAAGCUAUUUAAUUUACAAGAGAAGGACACUCAAACUAAGCUUGACAUGCUAUUUAAGAAAAAUCAGUAUGCACUUGCUAUAAGUUUGGCUAAAAGUCAACAGUAUGAUGAAGAUGGUCUGAUAGAUAUAUUUCGGCAGUAUGGAGAUCAUUUGUACACUAAGGGGGAUCAUGAUGGAGCUAUAGCACAAUACAUCAAAACCAUUGGAAAGCUGGAAGCCUCAUAUGUUAUUCGAAAAUUUCUUGAUGCACAGAGAAUUCACAAUUUAACAGCUUAUUUACAAGCUCUUCAUAAAAAAGAUUUAGCAACUGAAGAUCAUACAACAUUAUUACUCAACUGUUACACAAAGUUGAAGGACAUAUCAAAACUUGAUGAAUUUAUCAUGACCAAAGACCAUGAAAUUCAUUUUGAUGUCGAAACAGCUAUGAAAGUUUGCCGGCAAGCAGGUUAUUAUAAACAUGCUUUGUAUUUAGCUGAACAUCAUGACCAACAUGAAUGGUAUUUAAAAAUUCUUCUCGAAGAUCUGAAAGAUUACGAUAAAGCAUUAAAGUAUAUAGCAAAAUUAGAUUUUGAAGCAGCUGAGGGAAAUAUGAAAGCAUAUGGUAAAGUACUUAUGACAGAAGUACCAGAGCAAACAACACAAUUGCUAAAACGCUUGUGUACAGAUUACAGCUCCAGUGAGUCAAUUUCUGAAAAAUGUUGUUCUUCAAAUCCGGAAGAAUUCAUACAUAUUUUUGUAAACAAUUCGGAAAGGUUAUUGGAAUUUCUUGAACAUAUGAUAAAAAUCCGUCCCACAUCAUCUAGUCUUGUGUAUAACACAUAUCUUGAAUUAUGUCUUAAAACGUAUGGCAAAGAAACUAAUCCUGUAGCUAAAAAGAAAAUUGAAUUAAAAAUAAUGGAUAUGUUGCGAAAUUCUGAAGCAAGUUACAAUAUCAACCAAGCUCUUGUUUUAUGUCAGAUGAGUGAUUUCAAAUCUGGUAUCUUGCAUUUAUAUGAAAAAGCAAAACUGUAUCAGCAGAUUAUUUUUUAUCAUAUAGAAAAUAGGGACAAUGAUGCUAUAAUGAAGACCUGUGAGCGAUUUGGAAGUAAUGAUCCAAACCUCUGGGUUCAAGCCCUGUGGUUUUUCUGUCAGCAGGAAAGAAAUCAGAAGCCCUACAUACUUACCAUUCUGAAUGAAGUUGAGAAAAAUAAUUUGCUAUCACCUAUCUUAGUAGUAGAUAUAAUGGCAAAGAGUCACACUGCUACUUUAGAUUUAAUUAAAGACUACAUAAUAAGAUAUUUACAAAAAGAAAAUGAUCAAAUUUCAGAAGAUGAGCGUUUAAUUAAACAGUACAGAGAAGAAACUGAAAAAAUGAGAAAUCAAAUGGAAGAACUGAGGACUAAUGCUAAAAUAUUUCAAGUUUCCAAAUGUAGUGGCUGUACCCAUCAGUUAGAACUACCUUCUGUACAUUUUCUUUGUGGGCAUUCCUAUCAUCAGCAGUGUUUUGAGAGUUACAGUGCUGAGCAUGAUUCAGAAUGCCCAUUAUGUUUAACUGAAAACCAGAAAGUGCUAGGGAUUAUAAGAGCUCAAGAGCAAAAUAAAGACCUUCAUGAGCAGUUUCAUCAUCAGUUGGAAAGAGCUGAUGAUGGAUUUUCAGUAGUUGCUGAUUAUUUUGGACGAGGUGUAUUCAAUAAAGUCACAAUUGUUACCGAUUCAGCUCGUCCUGCUGCUAAAAGUGUUGACAGUCUUAAUCCAUUUUAUGCAGACAUGUAGACAUAAGUAUUGUAUUUAACAAUGAGGUAAAAUAUUAUGUAAAAUAAUUUGUAUUGAGUGCAUAUGAUAGAUUUUAGCUGAUUGCUAAGUACUUUGAAAAAUUAUGUUUGCUAAGGCCACAUCUGUUAAGUAUUUUUUCAUUUUAUAAAUAUAAAUAAAUCAGAAUAGGGCAAUUGUUAUAUUUAAAGUACUCCAGAAGUGAAUUAUUGUAUAUCAUUUGUACAGAUCAGAUGUUAAAUCAGAUUAUUAAAUUGCAAAUUUCCAAUUUU
Stegodyphus dumicola is the source of this 3144-nucleotide messenger RNA. It is a transcript of the gene Vps11, whose product is annotated as vacuolar protein sorting 11. Gene Ontology annotation, cellular component: endosome; HOPS complex. Gene Ontology annotation, biological process: intracellular protein transport; endosome organization; vacuole organization. NCBI's taxonomy places the organism in Eukaryota, Metazoa, Arthropoda, Arachnida, Araneae, Eresidae. Gene Ontology annotation, molecular function: protein binding; protein-macromolecule adaptor activity. The record is from RefSeq and is a predicted model, not a curated record.